Messenger RNA from Capra hircus (goat), 4731 nucleotides. It is a transcript of the gene EPB41L2, whose product is annotated as erythrocyte membrane protein band 4.1 like 2. Gene Ontology annotation, biological process: cortical actin cytoskeleton organization. The record is from RefSeq and is a predicted model, not a curated record. Gene Ontology annotation, cellular component: plasma membrane; cytoskeleton. The transcript is spliced from 22 exons. The coding region runs from base 327 to 3464 and encodes 1045 amino acids. Gene Ontology annotation, molecular function: structural molecule activity; actin binding. NCBI's taxonomy places the organism in Eukaryota, Metazoa, Chordata, Mammalia, Artiodactyla, Bovidae.
GGGAAUCCCGGGGCCGAGCGUCUGGUCUCUGCGGAUCUGCAGGGGCGGCUCGGAUUUUUCCUGUGGCUGCAGCUGGGAAGCUGAUCCCGGGCAGGAAGCGGUGGCGGGACGGUCCCACCGGGAGGGGGAGGGCUGCCGGUGCUGGGGUUUUCUGCGGCUCCCUGUCUGCCCUCCUCCCCAUUCCCGACCCGGAGACCGGUCCUGUUACUACAGGCCGGAUCUCCGCUUCCCCGCUCCACUGCGGUCCCCCUGCUUCUCCCUUCGUGAGAGCGGGGGCCGCGUCUGGUCGGCGCCGAGAGAGGUGGGGGCACGAAUAAGCUGUGACCAUGACUACUGAAGUGGGCUCCGCAUCUGAAGUGAAGAAAGAAUCUGACCAGUUAGGAGCAGACGCAACCAAGGAGAAACCGAAAGAAGUAGCAGAAAAUCAGCAGAAUCAGACAUCUGAUCCAGAGGAGGAAAAAGGUUCCCAGUCAUCUCCUCCAGCUGAAAGCCAAAGUAGCCCACGCCGCCAGAAGAAAGAGAAAGAUCCAUCUGAGAGCCGGGGGAUUUCUCGAUUCAUACCCCCUUGGCUUAAGAAACAAAAGUCCUAUACCUUAGUAGUGGCCAAAGAUGGAGGAGAUAAAAAAGAGCCUACCCAACUUGUGGAAGAACAGGUUUUAGACAAGGAGGAAUCUCUUCCUGAAGAAGAAAGGCAGGCCAAGGGUGAUGCUGAAGAAACAGCUCAGAGAAAACAACAGGAGAUUAAGGUUGACGUCAAGGAAGAGAAACCUCUGCAGCUUGUUGAAGAAGUAAGUAAGGAGAGAGAAGAAGAGAAGGUGAAGGAAAUACAGGAAGCAGAAUUUUUGGAUGAAGCAGCAAAAAGGGAGACAAAGGAAGUGCAGACCAAUGAGCUAAAAGCAGAGAAGGCCUCUCUGAAAGCCCCCAAGAAGACCAAAACUGUCCAGUGUAAAGUGGCCCUCCUGGAUGGCUCUGAGUACAGCUGCGACCUGGAGAAACGUGCGAAGGGGCAAGUGUUAUUUGACAAAGUGUGUGAGCAUCUCAAUCUCUUGGAAAAGGACUACUUCGGACUUGUGUUUCAGGAGAACCCUGAGCAGAAAAACUGGCUAGACCCUGCAAAAGAAAUAAAGAGACAGCUGCGAAGUCUUCCUUGGCUGUUCAGCUUUAAUGUGAAGUUUUAUCCUCCUGAUCCUUCUCAGUUGACUGAAGAUAUCACCAGAUACUUCUUGUGCCUUCAGCUCCGGCAGGACAUUGCCUCAGGUCGCCUGCCCUGCUCUUUCGUGACUCACGCCCUCCUGGGAUCUUACACGCUGCAGGCUGAACUUGGGGACUAUGACCCAGAAGAGCAUGCCAGUCAUGACCUCAGCGACUUCCAAUUUGCCCCCACCCAGACAAAAGAGCUGGAAGAGAAGGUGGCAGAGCUGCAUAAGACCCACAGGGGCUUAUCUCCAGCACAAGCUGAUUCUCAGUUCUUAGAAAACGCCAAGAGGCUUUCCAUGUACGGCGUUGACCUGCACCAUGCUAAGGACUCAGAAGGUGUGGACAUCAAGCUGGGUGUAUGUGCUAAUGGACUCCUCAUCUACAAAGACAGGCUGAGAAUCAAUCGCUUCGCUUGGCCGAAAAUCCUGAAAAUCUCCUAUAAGCGCAGUAACUUCUACAUUAAAGUUAGGCCGGCAGAGCUGGAACAGUUCGAGAGCACCAUUGGCUUCAAGCUGCCAAACCAUCGGGCAGCAAAAAGGCUAUGGAAGGUGUGUGUGGAACACCAUACUUUCUACAGGCUUGUGUCUCCAGAGCAGCCACCAAAGGCCAAGUUCUUGACCUUAGGGUCCAAAUUCCGCUACAGUGGCCGUACACAGGCGCAGACCCGCCAGGCCAGCAGCCUGAUUGACCGGCCGGCGCCACACUUCGAACGCACUUCUAGUAAACGGGUCUCCAGGAGUCUAGAUGGAGCUCCGAUUGAUGCUGUGGACCAAAGUCUUAUGAAGGAUAUUCCUGGCCCUGCUGGGGAGGUUUCAGCACAAGGCCCUGGAGUUGUGAGCACUGCCGUGGUACAAGAUGGUAAUGGCAGAAGGGACCUGAGAAGCCCAGCUAAAGCCCCGCAUAUGCCGCUCAUUGAAGGAAAGAAAAAUUCCUUGAGAGUAGAAGGAGAUAAUAUUUAUGUCAGACAUAGCAAUUUAAUGUUGGAGGACCUGGAUAAGGCCCAGGAAGAAAUACUGAAACACCAGGCUAGCAUUAGUGAACUCAAGCGCAAUUUUAUGGAAUCCACACCUGAACCACGCCCUAAUGAAUGGGAAAAACGACGUAUCACACCUCUGUCCCUACAGACACAAGGGAGCAAAGGAGACCAUCUUUUCAAGGAUGUUUUAUCCAUGAAGGAGAAGCAUCAGAUGGUGGCAGCGCGGACAGUUGAAGAAAAGACCCAGGAGGCAGACAAGAGACGUGCUCCUGAGUCCGAAGGGCCUUGCGCCGGAGCCACUGAUGCUGUUAAGAGUUCACUUGAGACUCUGAAUGUAGUGGAGGAGAAGAAGCAGGCAGAGGUUGGGAAAGACGAAAGAGUAAUCCCCGAAGAAAUGAACGGUAAAGAGCUGUCCCCUGGGCGUGGUCCUGGGGAGAUGCGGAAGGUGGAGCCAGGGAUGCAGAAAGACUCCACCUCCCUGUCUUCUGAGAGCAGCAGCAGCAGCAGCGAGAGCGAGGAGGAGGAGGACGUGGGGGAGUACCGGCCCCACCACCGGGUGACUGAGGGCACCAUCAGGGAGGAGCAGGAGGAGGACGAAGAGGAGGUGGAGGAGGCACCCGGCCAAGCAGCCAAGGUAGUAGACAGGGAGGACCCAGUGCCAGCAGCCAGCCCAGUCACACACGCAGGGGCCAGUGUCGGCCCAGUAGAAACAGUGCCCCAGGAAGAGGUAGUGGCCCCCCAGAUCCCUGCCGAGAAGAGUGUAAACGAAGGCGCUGUUAAGCAAGACGCCGGCGAAGAAACAGAGGAGGAGCUGCAGAAGGUUAACGGAGAGGUGGCUCAUGUUGACACUGAUGUUUUGCCACAGAUUAUUUGUUGUUCAGAGCCACCAGUGGUAAAAACAGAGAUGGUAACAAUUUCUGAUGCCUCACAAAGGACAGAAAUCUCCACCAAGGAAGUCCCUAUUGUCCAAACGGAGACCAAAACCAUCACAUAUGAGUCUCCACAGAUUGAUGGCGGGGCUGGUGGUGACUCAGGCACGUUACUGACUGCACAGACCAUCACAUCUGACUCCGUGUCGACAACAACAACCACACACAUCACCAAGACUGUAAAAGGUGGAAUAUCUGAAACAAGAAUUGAGAAACGCAUCGUGAUCACAGGAGAUGCAGAUAUUGACCAUGACCAGGCACUGGCCCAGGCCAUCAGGGAAGCCAGGGAGCAGCACCCCGACAUGUCGGUCACAAGGGUGGUGGUGCACAAAGAAACCGAGUUGGAGGAGGGGGAAGAGUAAGAAAUUCAUUUUAUAGACAACAUUCAACUUUGUGAACCUGAAGAAUUUUGACCAUUCCAAGUCUUAAUGCCACACCACUGCUCCAGCGAAUUUAUACUACCACUGGUUACAAUGGCCAGAAGCCUGAAGAAUUAAAAUGCCAACACCAAACCUUACCUUAACAGCUCUGGUCUAUACCAUUCCCUCGCAUUUUAAUAUAUUGUUUUGUUUUAUAACCACUUCUAAAUAUUAUUUCUUUUCUUUCCUUUUUUUUUUCAGUUAGAGAGUUUUUUUGUUUGUUUGUUUCCUGUUUACUUUGUGUACAACUACCUGCUUUUUGUGACUCAUUUUGAUCAAAUGAUAGUGAACAAAGCCAGCCACAGCUGGUACGGUGCUGUUCACUGGAACAGGUGCUGUUGUGCGGAAAGGAGACUCUGUGACUAAUUUUGAUAGUGGCUUUCCUUCUUCCGGAUGCUUCCCAUUGGGUUCUUAGAAGUCAAUAUUUACAGAGUUUUCAGUUUGCGGUAAAUACACUGUAUGAGAAAAUGUUAAUGCAGAUUUAAAAGUGUUUCUUACAUUAUGAAAAUUUUCUAAGGUUUUGAAAAUUUCACUGGGGCUAUUUUUUGAUAAUGAACCCUUUUGACUUUCCAGUCCUGUGACUUUUUACUUUGGGGCAGAAAGUCCAGGAAUCUGCAGACUGGAGAACUAUGAUGAAGUUCACUGACCAACGCACUGUGUUCAGAGACCCUUGUCGCACCACAGUGCCGAUCCUUCUCAGACACGGGCUCUUCGGCAGCAUUCCAGAAACAGGAGGGGAGAGACAGCGAUUUCUUCCCUCCUACUAAAAUAUUCAGGCAGCUUAAAAACCUUAGUGCUUUCUUUCUUAACAUGUCCAAAUUUCCAUACUUUCCAUUAUUUGAACACUUGUGUAGAACACUUGGCUUUGUAUUAAACCCCCUUGUCUCCAUGUAAAAACUGACCUUUUGUUUAUCAAGCAGGUGUUAUCUCUUUCAGAUAGCGUGAUGAUUCACAGGUGUGAGGAUGCUGGGAUGGAGGAGUAGGGCCAUGGUGGGGGUUUUUUUUGACAGUUGUAAGAAAGUUACACCAGUAAAGCUGAUGCCAGGAGACCUGAUAGGGACGUAUUAACUGUAUUGAACAUUCUUUCCUUUGCUUUGCCCCCAUGUAUAGUUAUGAUGCCAGAUUAGAUUUCUAGCAGCUUCAAGUUGUAUUAAAUGAUAUUUUGCUUUCUGUAAUACUGUUAUAAAAUAAAGUUUGUUUAUUCUCUAAA